GGGCGGGGCGCUGGUUUCUGCUGCGUCAUCGUCGUCGGGAAGAGCUCUCGCGGAUUCACGUCUUAUUGGACUCUAGUGGGGGAGAGACAUGCGGGGCAACGACACGUUCGUGCAGCACAUCCUGGGGCUGAACCUGGUCCCCAGGAAAAACGCCACGUUCCGCGGGAACGACACGGCGCUGGACGGCUUUUCAGAGAUGUGGUACGGCAUCUUCAUGUGGGCCGCGGUCUCCUCCCUGGUCUUCCACCUGCCCGCUGCCCUCCUCUCUCUCGCUACGCUGCGCCAGCACAAGACGGCCCGUUUCAUGCCCAUCGCCAUCCUUCUGAUGGCCGUGCUGGGACCAGUAUGCGGGGGGGUCCUCACAAGUGCAGCUAUCGCUGGAGUGUACAAGGCAGCAGGGAAGACGAUGAUUCCACUGGAAGCUCUGGUGUUGGGAGUGGGACAGUCUUUCUGUGUCCUCGUCAUCUCCUUCCUCCGGAUCCUCGCCACCCUUUAGCAGUCCUGUGGGCCUCUCGCUGCUGCAGCUCUGUGGACAGAACCUGAGUUUAACUCAGAAGAGAGAGGACUCGGUGGAUCCAAGCCCCAGGACCUGGACCGGUCCAGGACAUGCUGCCUUUCUGCAUCACUCAAACAGGCUGUGAAGUGUGUGUGUGGGUGUUUGUGUGUGUGUGUGUUCAAGAUGCAAGAAAGCUGUGCUGGUGUGUGUGUGAGCGCCCCCUGCAGGCUGUCCUCACUGCAACACACAGCCCAAGACACGGCUUGUUGUUGCCAUGGUUACAGGUCAGCAGCCAUGUGACAUAACUCCCUCAGGUGUGUAUGUGCGUGUGUGUGUGUGUGUGUGUGUGUGUGUGUGUGUGUGUGUGUGGGGCUGAUACUGUUAAACAGACAGUUUUAUGCAGAUUUUCUCUCUGAGGCCUUACCAUCAGUCCCAGUUCCCACACUGGUUUCUGUUCCAGAUCUGGAGCUUCUGUGGAGCUGAAAUCUGGUUCGGAAGUUCCCAUCUGUGUUCUCAGUCUCUGCUAUUGUUCCUCUCUGGUUCUUCUCAGAGGGGUUUCUGGUCAGAGUGGAGACCUCCUUGUACCUACAGGAAGAACUCACUUCCAACAGGCCACAAACUGGAGCUCUGUGGUCAGAAGACUAUGUUCUGGACCCGAGUGGACUAAGAGGUGAGACUGAGCCCUCACAAGGUUUCACCUCAUCUCAUCUGGUCAGGUAAACACUCCUGAAGUCACUGGACCCCAAAACCAUGAGACAUAGAGGGUCAGAUAGAACUGGACUCAUGCACCUCCAUGGGCAUGUAGACGGGUGCAAAUGUUUUAAAAGGUCACAAAUGUUUAACAGUUGUGUCAAAUGUGCGGUUGUGAGAAACUCGUCACUUUAGGAGCGGUUUUACGGUGGACCAAAGUUUUAGUUCUGGAUCGCUCACAAAUCUUUGAUUUUUGCUCGAUUUCAACUUCUGUUUCACUUUCAUGAGGGGACAAUUAUUUCCCUCUUUUAAAUAUUUUUGGGGUAAUUUAUUUUCUGAAAUAAUGAAAAAAAUCUUCAUUAAAAAUAUAAUUGGUGUAAACUUCUGAAUGUUUGUUUUGUCUAUUUUUAAUUUGGCUCUUUAUUUUUUUUGGAUCUCAGUUUUUACAAAUUAAACAUUUUUCUUUGAAAAUCUUUUGAUCAGCUUUUGUACUGUAACCUUUUGUCUAAAAAUAUGUUCUCAUUAGAUAACAAAAUGUUUUUGAUGAGUUUUAAUUGUUUUAUUUUUUACA
Cololabis saira (Pacific saury) is the source of this 1757-nucleotide messenger RNA. It is a transcript of the gene tmem170a, whose product is annotated as transmembrane protein 170A. Gene Ontology annotation, biological process: endoplasmic reticulum tubular network organization. The transcript has 3 exons. NCBI's taxonomy places the organism in Eukaryota, Metazoa, Chordata, Actinopteri, Beloniformes, Belonidae. Gene Ontology annotation, cellular component: endoplasmic reticulum membrane. The record is from RefSeq and is a predicted model, not a curated record. The coding region runs from base 89 to 496 and encodes 135 amino acids.